This is a messenger RNA of Neocloeon triangulifer, 1192 nucleotides long. RefSeq names its product cilia- and flagella-associated protein 157. Gene Ontology annotation, cellular component: cilium; ciliary basal body. The record is from RefSeq and is a predicted model, not a curated record. NCBI's taxonomy places the organism in Eukaryota, Metazoa, Arthropoda, Insecta, Ephemeroptera, Baetidae. The coding region runs from base 1 to 1068 and encodes 355 amino acids. The transcript has 6 exons. Gene Ontology annotation, molecular function: microtubule binding.
AUGGUGAAAAAGGGGUCAAAAAAGUCCAAGAAGGGAAAAAAGAAAGAGUCAAUUGAGUUGAAGGAGGAAAUAAGUGAGGUGGACAAGGAAUACUUCCAAAUAAUCAUUAACGACCUUCAAGCCCAAGUUGCAAAAUUAACAGACCGCUGCCAACAACUUGAGACGCAUAACACAGGACUGCAAGGUGACUUCAGGCAGCUCGACGAGAAGAGCGCUAACGUGAUUGCGUUUUUGCGCAGGCAGUUGGACGAGAAGUGCUCUGAGAUUGUUGAACUCCAAGAAAGACUCACAGGACUUGCCCAAGCUAGAAAGUCGGAGGGUGACGCAUUUGAAAAAAGAAUUGCAGACCUCCAGCACACGGCUCAAGUAAAUGAGGAACAAUUGUCUGCAGAAAUAAAGUUGCUGAACGGAAAGUUGAAUUCGCUAGAGGAGUUUCGUCUGCAGAAAAACGAUCUGAACGAAAAAUUUGCGAAACAGGAGGAGGAAAUCAAGCAAAAAGACGUCAACCAUGAAAACGCACUGCAAGAGGUGGAGAGAAAUUUUAUAUUGAGCAAAAACAGAUUGAAGAAAGAAAUGGAGGAGCAACUUUUGAGUUUAAGCGAAAAGUUCCAGGCGGCCACGGCCACUCGGAUGGCGGCCACCACUCAAAGGGCGGUUCAUGAAAAUUUGGCGCUGACCGCCGAAGUGGCGCGAAUUCGCGCUGACGCUCUUUUCCAGAGAAGUUUGACCCAGACGCAAGAGACGAAAAUCACCGAGUUGAAAAGGGAGGUCAAAGUCCUUAAAGAUUUGCUGCAAAUGCAAAGUGGCCAGAACAGCAAAGAGAAGGAAAAAUGUAAAGUGAAGAAAUCAAAGUGCGCGGAUAAAAAGACGCAGACUGAGAAGAGGACGGCGAAAUUUGAUGAUUUCAUUCAUGAGGAUUGCGAAACUGCACCGAAAAAAUUUGAAAAAGAGGAGUAUAUUGAAGAGGAUGAAAAUAAUCAGAGUUUUGACGAUGAAACUGGCUCUCAAGAUUUGGGAUCCAGCAAACCGGCCUACUCACGCGGCAACCUUGGUUUUGUCUCAAAAUAAUAAUGUAAAAUUUAAAGGAUGAAAAUAAAUUCAUGGUCUCAAAAAUUUUCAUUUCUAAAUGCAAAUGUAUUUUCAUUGUACAGUUAGAAAAAAAUAUUCCACAUAAAUUGUAACACAAAUUGUU